ACUGAUUGGGUCAUGCUGAAAACAUUCCUGUCCUAUGAAGCAAGUCUGUUUGUAUUUCAGGUUUGCCAGGACUAAUGAAUUAAAAAUCUUGGGCUCACCACAGUUUGCUGCUUAAUAAUGCCUGUGACAGAAGGAUUUUUUCCUCCCUGAAGCGUGACAGCAUCAUAAUCCUUUGUCACUUGCAAGGAGAGGAAGGAAAAGCAGAAUUGUGGAGAAAAGCGGAAAAGGGUGAUCUUUUGGGACAGCAAAGCCUAUGGGAAGUGCAGGUAGCAGCAUGUUGCCCUGACAGCUGUCUCAGCUUCUCAGACCUUGUCAGUUCGUUGCUAUGCAGCAGGUGCAGCCUUUUCUUUUAUUGAAGCUUUACUCCAUAAAGGCAACGACAAGCCAAGGCAGUGGCUGGCCCUGGAUUAUACAAGUGCAGACACUCCGCUAAGUGAGGGUUUCAUCUCAGUAAAACCACCUUUUGUAAUUGAUGGUCUCAGAAGAAAGACGGAGGACGGAAUAAGGUCCCGAUCCGGGAGCCAAACCCAUGCAGACAGACCCCUACACCUGCACAGACUUCCACUGAAAAAUCACCACCAAGCUGGAACAAACAAGUAAAAGCAUUGACUCAAGUGCCCACAUGAUCACUACCGCCAGGGUACCUGCUGAUAAGCAAGUACGAAUUGCCUUCAGCCUGAAUGACUCCCCAGAUGAUGCUGCCCCUGAAAACUUGUCUUUGGCAUUUCCAGAACUAGAUCAGCAGCUGCAGCCUCUGCCUCCUUGCAACGAGUCUAAGGAAUCUAUGCAGGUGUAUAAACAGCACUGCAAAAUAGCAGAAGAGUACCAUGAAGUCAAGAAAGAAAUUGCUCUGCUGGAAGAAAGAAAAAAGGAGCUGAUUGCCAGGCUGGAACAAGUGGAAAAAGAAAGCAUGGAUGCUGCUCAGCUGGCUAAGGAGUACGCAGAACUGACAGAGGAGAACCGAACACUGAAGCUGGCCCAGACGCAGUGCGUGGAGCAACUGGAAAAGCUCAGAAUACAGUAUCAAAAAAGACAGGGUUCCUCAUAACUCCCAACUGGCUUGUGUGAGGCAGUUCAUAAAUGGUUGGUCCUGUGCUGGAAAGAGAUUUUAAAAUAAGGAUCUGUUUAAUAUGUUAUAAUACUUUACUACAGAUACGGAGUAUGUAGAAGUCUAUAUUUGAUUCAAUGCUUGCCAGCCAGUAACUUAAUAUAAUGGAUAUUUUAUCCAUUAUAUAAUGGAUAUUUUAUUUCAAGUAACAUAAUUGAAGUUAAUCUAUCUCCAUUAUAUGUUCUACUAGAUCAAGUUUCUUUUCUAAACAUAUUUCUUCCAAUUUAAGAAGAUAUGGACACACUAGAAAAUGGUAUAAAUAGUUCCUGUGUUGGAAAUUUGGAUCAUACUAAGGCAUACAGCAGGGACAAUGUUAGUAUAUGGAAUACAUGUAUGUUAAAUUUAGUUUGGUGAAGAUUUUUUUUGAAUUAUUUUCCUCAUGCCUGAAGUGUUUGGAAGUUAUCUUAAAACAGAUCUCCUC
Empidonax traillii (willow flycatcher) is the source of this 1529-nucleotide messenger RNA. It is a transcript of the gene MAP3K7CL, whose product is annotated as MAP3K7 C-terminal like. Lineage: Eukaryota; Metazoa; Chordata; Aves; Passeriformes; Tyrannidae. The transcript has 6 exons. Bases 623 to 1048 code for a protein of 141 amino acids. The record is from RefSeq and is a predicted model, not a curated record. Gene Ontology annotation, cellular component: nucleus; cytosol.